Molecule: messenger RNA, 1365 nt
Organism: Lodderomyces theae
Lineage: Eukaryota; Fungi; Ascomycota; Pichiomycetes; Serinales; Debaryomycetaceae
Gene: SCW11
Product: putative glucan endo-1,3-beta-D-glucosidase
Exons: 1
Coding region: 1-1365 (454 amino acids)
Biological process (GO): cell wall organization
Cellular component (GO): fungal-type cell wall; cell surface; extracellular region
Molecular function (GO): glucan endo-1,3-beta-D-glucosidase activity; 1,3-beta-glucanosyltransferase activity
Source: RefSeq, a predicted model, not a curated record
AUGAUUGCCAUACUAUUUACAUUCUUAUUUAUCAACCUCAUAUCUGCUGCUCCAAUACCAGCUAUCAUAACAAGGUACCACACUGCUGCACCGGUCACCGAAGUUGUCACACACACCACCGGUACAACCACUGUAUGGUUACCACCAGUUGGCAUUUAUGUAUUGGCCGAUGGAAGCUCAUCAACAAGCACAAUUUGGAGUGGACAAUGGAACACUUAUCCAGCUACAUUCACAUCGAGUUUGACUGAUGGUAACGGCAACACUCAACAAAACGCUCAACCAACUACUUCUACCCCUGCUGCUGACACCACUCCAACAAAUGAACCACAGACUGCUCAAACUGCAGGAAACACUCAGCCAACAACUCAAGGCCAGACUACUCCUGCUGCUACUACGUCAACCUCAGCACCUGAACAGCAAACGACAUCAACUUCAGCACCUGAACAGCAAACUCAGCAAACUUCAACUACUUCUUCAUCAAGUUGGACUCCAUCUUCAAGUUCAUCAACAUCCUCCAGCAGCAGCAGCAGCAGCAGUAGUAGUGUUAAUGACGGAGAUUCAGACAACAUCUCACCACCUUCAACAAUUGUAUACUCACCAUAUGCAAACGACAGAAGCUGCAAAUCCUCAGAUGAUAUCAAUUCAGACUUGGAGCUCAUCUUUAGCAAGGGAAUCAAGCAAAUUAGAUCAUACGGAACUGACUGUGGCUCCUUGACCACCGUGUUGCAAAAAUGUAAAGAAUUGGGCAUGAAAGUCAAUCAAGGAGUUUGGGUUUCCCAAGAUGGUGUCAAUUCUGCUGACGAUCAAAUCAAACAAGUUAUCGAAUAUGGACAGCAAAAUGGCUGGGAUGUUUUCAACUUGAUCACAUUUGGGAACGAAGCUAUAAAUUCACAAUAUGUUGACGUUGACUCCAUGAUGCAAAAAUUGGACUCCGUCAGAACGCAAUUCAGAAAUGCUGGAUAUAAUGGCUACGUCACCACUGCUGAGCCACCAGCCACUUUUAUCAACUACCCCAAAUUGUGUACCGACACCAGUAUGGAUAUCGUUGCCAUCAACCCACACUCUUACUUCAAUGAGAAUGUCAGCCCAUCAAAUGCUGGAAACUACGUCACUACUCAACAAUCACAAGUUGCUAAUCUUUGCAAGGGGAAAAAAGUUUGGAUUACUGAAACGGGGUAUCCAUCACAAGGUCAGACUUUAGGAUUGAAUGUGCCAUCGCCUGAAAAUCAGGAAAUUGCAAUCAAGUCGAUCUUGAGUUCAACUGGGGGUGAAGUGACCAUCUUGACCACAUACAAUGAUUUCUGGAAAGAUCCUGGUCCACAUGGUAUUGAGCAAUAUUUCGGUGCCAUCAACUUGUUCAGCUAA